GCGCUGAAGCUGCCGCACGUGGAGUACGUCGAGGAGGAUGCCUACGUCUUUGCCCAGAGCAUCCCCUGGAACCUGGGCAGGAUCGUGCCGCCGCAGCCUGGUUCGAGUGCCUACAGCCCUCCCAAUAAAGGUGACCUAGUGGAGAUUUACUUGCUGGACACCAGUGUGCAGAGCACCCAUCGGGAGAUUGAGGGCAAGGUGCUUGUCACUGACUUCGAGAGUGUCCCCGAGGAGGACGGCACCCGCUUCCACAGGCAGGCCAGCAAGUGUGACAGCCAUGGGACCCACAUGGCCGGGGUGCUGAGCGGGCGUGAUGCCGGCGUGGCCACGGGCGCCAACAUCCGCAGCCUUCGUGUGCUGAACUGCCAGGGGAAGGGCACCGUCAGCAGGACCCUCAUCGGCCUGGAGUUUAUCAAGGCGACGCUGGAGGCUCAGCCCUACGUGCCACUGGUGGUGCUGCUGCCCUUUGCCGGUGCCUACAGCCGCGUGCUGAACGCUGGCUGUCGGCGGAUGGCGCAGAUGGGGGCGGUGAUGGUUGCGGCUGCUGGUAACUACAAGGACGAUGCCUGCCUGUACUCGCCAGCCUCCGAGCCAGAGGUCAUCACGGUCGGUGCCACCAACAAUGAGGACCAACCCGCUUCCAUCGGCACCCUGGGCACCAACUUUGGCCGUUGCGUGGACCUGUUCGCCCCGGGGGAUGACAUCAUUGGCGCCUCCAGUGACUGCAGCACGUGCUUCACAGCACAGAGCGGGACGUCGCAGGCGGCGCAGGCGGCUGCACACGUGGCAGGCAUUGCUGCCAUGCUGCUCAGCGCUGAGCCCCAGCUGAGCCUCGCCGAGCUCCGGCAGCGCCUCCUGCACUUUGCCGUCAAGAAUGUCAUGGACAUGGUGUGGUUCCCUGAGGAGCAGCGGCUCCAGACGCCCAACAGUGUGGCUGGGCUACCUGCCCAGCUGGGCACAGAUGAGCAGCUGUACUGCCGCUCGGUGUGGUCGGCGCGCUCGGGGCUCACCCGGCACGCCACGGCCGUGGCUCGCUGUGCUGGUGCCGAGGAGAUGCUCAGCUGCUCCAGCUUGUCCCGCAGCGGCAGGCGGCUGGGGGAGCACAUGGAG
Leptosomus discolor (cuckoo roller) is the source of this 1110-nucleotide messenger RNA. The record is from RefSeq and is a predicted model, not a curated record. NCBI's taxonomy places the organism in Eukaryota, Metazoa, Chordata, Aves, Leptosomiformes, Leptosomidae.